AUGGAAGGUGAAAAGAUUGAAGGAAUGAGUGUGGAAGAGGAUAAAUUUGGAGGAGUUAUACUAACCGUUCAAAACCCUAUGGAUUCUGAUUCAUUUGCUUCUAAAUUGGAACAUUCAAUGUCUCUAUGGACUCAACAGGGAAAAAAGGGAAUAUGGAUCAAUUUGCCCUUACAGCAUUCUAAUCUCGUUCAUUCUGCUGUCAAGGCUGGAUUUAGGUACCAUCAUGCUGAGUCAGAUUACUUGAUGCUUGUAUAUUGGAUCCCUCAUACCCCUGAUAGCAUUCCUGCAAAUGCUUCACACCGUCUCGGCGUUGGUGCUUUUGUUGUCAAUAACAAAAGAGAGGUGCUUGUGGUUCAGGAAACCAGUGGUAGAUUUGGAGGCACAGGUGUAUGGAAGAUGCCUACUGGAGCUGUGAAUGAAGGCGAGGAUAUUUGUGAUGCUGUAAUUAGAGAAGUGAAGGAAGAGACAGGGGUAGAGACAGAGUUUGUUGAAGUUUUAGCUUUCAGGCAAAGCCAUAAAUCUUUUUUUCAGAAAUCAGACUUGUUCUUUGUUUGCAUGUUGCAACCUCAAUCCUUUGACAUUCAAAGUCAGGCCUCAGAAAUUGAAGCAACUAAGUGGAUGCCUGUUGAAGAUUAUGCAGCCCAACCUUUUGUGCAAGAAAACGAGCUCUUUGAUUUUAUUGCGAAAAUAUGCUUAUCGAAGUUGAAUGACAACUACACUGGUUUUUCUAACGUACCUACUACUACAUCUUCUGGCAAAAAAACUUAUCUGUAUUUAAACAAUGAUGCUAUUGGUAGCCACUUGUUAGCUUCCAAAGAGCAAGCUUAG
Vicia faba (fava bean) is the source of this 828-nucleotide messenger RNA. The record is from the annotation of a GenBank genome assembly. Lineage: Eukaryota; Viridiplantae; Streptophyta; Magnoliopsida; Fabales; Fabaceae.